Hypoxylon fragiforme is the source of this 3873-nucleotide messenger RNA. RefSeq lists its product as uncharacterized. Lineage: Eukaryota; Fungi; Ascomycota; Sordariomycetes; Xylariales; Hypoxylaceae. Gene Ontology annotation, cellular component: endoplasmic reticulum membrane. The record is from RefSeq and is a predicted model, not a curated record. Gene Ontology annotation, biological process: GPI anchor biosynthetic process. Gene Ontology annotation, molecular function: mannose-ethanolamine phosphotransferase activity. Bases 279 to 3470 code for a protein of 1063 amino acids. The transcript has a single exon.
CUCCAAUUAACUAACUAAAUUCAAUUUCAAGUUCUUUCUUUUUUAACGACACCAAAACUCCAAUAGCUUCACAGCUUCACAGCUUCACAACUUCACAACUUCAAUCAAGCUAGUUGUGUUUUCUAUAGCAUCAAUGUUGCCUUCUUAAUCACUCUCUUACAAUCCUUUUCUAUUUCUAAUGCUUAUUUCUUGUUCAUUUCUACUUCCGGCGAAAUUUAUACAUGUCAAUGGCUUAGAUAGAUCCCUAGGUUACCUAUGCGAUCCGUUCAUCACCAAACAUGCCCUCUCGUAAUGCUCGACCGAAACCCUCCCAACCCAAUUAUAAGGCCAUUGUAGCUGAAUGGGCCCGUGCCAAGAGACAAAAAGAUCUCCACGCUACUGCUAGCAGCAUCAAUGCCUCUACAGCCGACGAUACGAAGCAUACUGCCCUCGAAACUCGCCGAAAAUCUGCAUUUGAGAGCCGCUGCAUUUGGACCUUGGGCUUCUGGGUCUGGUUGUUGUCAAUACACAUUGUCGGAAUAUUACUCUUCACCAGUGGCUUCCUCUUGACUCGACUAGUUUUGGACGAACGAUCAGAAUGUGGCAGACCACCCAUCGAGCCGUUAUUGGACUGGGAGGGAAGAGGAACAGUUGAAGGUGGUUGCUGGCAUCCCAAAACCUUUGACAAGGCCGUUAUUGUUCUAGUAGAUGCUCUGCGGUAUGACUUCACUGUCCCCGUAGACGACGGGGAUCAUGCCGAGGUGUACCACAAUGCGCUCCCUUUUCUUUAUGAAUCUUCGGUCCAAUCUCCAGAGAAUGCGUUCUUGCGACCUUUUAUUGCAGACCCUCCAACUACCACCCUCCAAAGACUGAAAGGCCUUACUACUGGAACAUUGCCUACAUUUGUCGAUAUGGGGUCCAAUUUUGCUGGAACCGCUAUCGAAGAGGACAAUCUCUUGAUGCAAUGGAAAGGUCUGGGGAAGAGGAUUGUUCAUUUGGGCGACGACACCUGGACCGCUUUGUUUCCAGGCUACUUCCAGCCAAAUAUCAGCAGGGCAUACGACAGUCUCAAUGUCUGGGACCUACAUACCGUAGACAAUGGGGUUAUAGAUCAUAUAUUUCCGUUACUAGAGCCGGAGAAAACGCAGGAAUGGGAUAUCCUAAUAGGACACCUUCUUGGGGUCGAUCAUGCUGGUCAUCGAUAUGGACCCAACCACGCCGCCAUGACCACUAAACUGCAGCAGAUGGAUGGUUUUAUUCGGAACCUGGCAAACGAAAUCGACGACAACACACUAUUGGUUGUCAUGGGCGAUCAUGGAAUGGAUAGCAAGGGGGACCAUGGUGGUGAGAGCGAUGACGAAGUUGAGGCUGCACUGUGGAUGUAUUCCAAACAGCCAGUCUUUGGCCGUACUCAACCAGAGUUUUCAACGCCGCCAGCAACCGCUAAAAUUCGGCCGGUGAAUCAGAUCGACUUGGUUCCCACUUUGGCUCUACUCCUAGGUAUCCCUAUACCGUAUAACAAUCUCGGCCGCCCAAUUGAGGAAACCUUUAUUGGUCCGAAGAGUGAUGCCUGGGACCAUUUGGUUGCUGCCUCCGGCGUAACGUCUGCGGGGAUUAGGAGAUAUCAAGCAUCCUAUUUCCAGGCUCGGGGUAUCGAGCAAACUACGAAGCCUGGGUCGCCGGCUUCACUGUGGAACAACGUUGAAGCUCUUCUUCAGCCCAACACGGAAGUUAUGCCGUGGGAAGCACUAUACCCAGCCUAUACUGCAUACCAGGAGGAAACGCUGAGAAUCUGCAAGGACCUCUGGGCCAGAUUUGAUGUGCCGAAGAUGGUACUAGGAAUUAUCGUAAUGGCCUCAGGUGUCAUUAUAUUAUUAUUCUACGUAUCUAGAGACGAGGACGAGGACUUUGCGGUUCUUGACGAUGCUGAGCUCGACUUCGCCGAGAAGAGUUUAGAACUACAGAGUUCUGCAGCGGAGCCAGACGUUUCUUACAAAGGUUUGAGCAGAUCUUUGACUACGGCAGGAUUCAUAAGCAGUAUCUUGAUAGGAGUCCUGAGUUUUGCGGCUGUCUUCAUAACAGGAUCCGAUGAGUGGCUAUUAGCCACUGCCGCAACGAGUCUUGGAAGCAUGAUUGCCGUAGCCGGUACUCUGUUCCGGGUCCGAGGAGCACAUAUACUCAAUCUUCUUCCGAACACCUUUUGGGGCUGGUUGUCUGUCGUAUUUGCAUUGAGCCAAUCUAUUGGAUUCGCUUCUAAUUCGUACACUAUUUGGGAAGAUUCGAUUUCGCUAUUCUUCCUGUCGACUUUUGGUAUUGCAAGUGCGGUGGCUGCCCUUCAAAGGCCUUCCAUUGGCGACCGGACUCUAGGUGUUUAUCAUUCCAUCCUAUUCGUUAUUCUUGGUCGAGUCGGUUCAUUUUCAAAGCUUUGCAGAGACGAGCAGAUGCCUUACUGUACAUCAACAUACUAUGCCUCGGCCAACUCCUCAACCUCAGCCCCUUGGCAACUAGUCAUACCAUUUGCUAUAUUCCUCAUUCUUCCCUCUAUAAUAAAAUCUUAUAUGGGGACUUCGCGAUCGUAUGAGGGCCUAGCGCCGAUGUGGAUCGGUUACGUAUUCCGCACCGUCCUCUUCCUUGCUGCGGUAUAUUGGACUCUGGAUACGGCGGACAACUCAAACUGGCUCACGUCACUUCUCGAGGAGAAGAUGUUGAAGUCUAUUCACGUCUCCAUCGCGCAAUUGGUACUGGCGUUGGCAGUGGUAGCUGGCACCACGGCUUUCAUCUGGGCGCCGCCUUGCGUCUCUAUCCUCACCACGUCAGCCAACAACCGCACAGCACAGAUCACCGUUCUUGGUUAUGGCAAUGCGAAUGGCGCCCGCUACCUCCUUCUACCGAUCAACAUCGCAGGCGCUUGCAUUCUUUUGUCGAAGCCGAUGGGCGGCGGCGCCAUUGCCCUCAUGCUAUGGCAAAUUCUCUCACUCGCUGAGCUCAUUGACCUAAACGACAUGGCCACUGAGACCAUCGGACCCGCAACCCUCGCCUUGCUAGGGAACUUUUACUUCUUCAAGACGGGCCAUCAGGCCGUUCUAUCCUCCGUCCAGUGGGAUAGCGCUUUCAUCCCGCUCCUCACUAUCCGCUAUCCCUGGAGCCCGCUCGUAGUGGCGCUUAACACAUUCGCGGGCCAGAUCCUGGCGUGCGCCGCCGUGCCUUUACUCGUACUUUGGAAAACAUCCCCGAAACGGAAGGGCGUGCUGGAGACCACGAGCCGUGCCCUCGGCAUAUUCGUAACGUAUUAUGCCGUGGAAAGCCUGGCCACAAUGGCUUGGGCCGGGUACCUGAGACGACACCUCAUGCUAUACCGCGUGUUCUGCCCCAGAUUCAUGAUGGCGGCGGCUGUGCUUUUGGUUGUUGACCUGGUAGGCAUUGUGGUGGCGCUUUUGGGCGUCAGGACGAAUGUCCUUGCGAUCAGCGAGGUUUUUGGGUUUGCAGAUUAGGUAGUUAGGGGCUAAAAGAAGUAGGGUGGUGAGAAUUAUACGAUGUAAGGGGUGGUGGGCAUCUUUGCAUGGCGUAACGAAAGGGGAGUGAGGGUGGGUAGGCAGGUAUUGAAGGAUGAAUCAAGGGACAAGGGGCGGAUUAGUAGAUCGCUUCUUCUGCUUGUUUUUCAUCAUCUUGUACAUAUGUGCGACUGUACAAAAGAUAUUUUUAUUUUUUUUGUAAAAAACCUGGAAGACAAGGAAAGAAAGAGACGUGUUAGAUGAAUAAGCAAGAAGAAACAUUACAUAGUACUAAACCACGGGUACCUAUAUUCCGAGUCAAAUAAGUGAAGGGUAACUUGAUGUCGACGUGAUUAUUACUACCUAUGUAGUACACGUAGUCGGAUCUUCAGCAUGGAAUAGG